Echinostoma caproni is the source of this 300-nucleotide messenger RNA. Lineage: Eukaryota; Metazoa; Platyhelminthes; Trematoda; Plagiorchiida; Echinostomatidae. The record is from the annotation of a GenBank genome assembly.
AUGCAGAAUUUUCCCGAGUCGGAAAGGAAAGUGGCAAUUUUAGGCCUGUUGGCCGGUGAAGCGGCCGAUAGGGCCUUUCAGUCGAGUGCAUUCGAGGAGGAAGAUCUUGAUGGGGUUUUUCGAAAACUGCGACGCCUCCUUGACACUCCACUCCACCCAACCGAGUACAAGUCAAAGUUCCACUGGGUACGCCGGAAUAUCGGGGAAACCGUAGAGGCAUACGCGUAUCGCGUCAAGCAACUGGUGUCCAAGGUUUUUCCCGACGACCGCAGCGAAGCCCAGGAAAAACAUGCUGUUUAA